Messenger RNA from Coregonus clupeaformis (lake whitefish), 1760 nucleotides. Its product is annotated as adenosine kinase. Gene Ontology annotation, biological process: purine ribonucleoside salvage. Gene Ontology annotation, molecular function: adenosine kinase activity. The transcript is spliced from 11 exons. The coding region runs from base 266 to 1465 and encodes 399 amino acids. The record is from RefSeq and is a predicted model, not a curated record. NCBI's taxonomy places the organism in Eukaryota, Metazoa, Chordata, Actinopteri, Salmoniformes, Salmonidae. Gene Ontology annotation, cellular component: nucleus; cytosol.
AGUCAUGAACCCCGCCUAUUUCUAAAAUUUCUUCUUAAAGUGUGAUUUUUAAACCAAACCACACUGCUAACCUUAUGCCUAACCCUAACCUUAAAUUAAGACCAAACAUAAAAAUAAAUGUUUUCAUGAAUUGACGAUAUAGCCAAUUUUGACUUUGUGGGUGUGGUAACCGUUGUAUUGUCAAUGAUUCUUAAAGCCGUUUCCCCUGUCUAGAUGCCUCUUGUUAUUACCAUCUUUACUCAAGGAGGUCUCAUCGUAAUCAUUCAUGGCGUCAGGCGAACCUAGUGCGAAGAAACUCCGACCGUCAAAGGAGAAAAAGGAGAACACCACAGAAAAGAAAACUCCAGAGAAAGCUCCAAAGAGGAAAACUCCAGAGAAAGCUCCAAAGAGGAAAACUCCAAAGAGGAAAACUCCAGAGAAAACCUCGACCAAACCCAGGCUUAAUUCUGUGUUCGGGAUGGGGAACCCCCUUCUGGACAUCUCAGCCGUAGUGGACAAGGACUUCCUGGAGAAGUACGGUCUGAAGCCUGACGACCAGAUCCUGGCGGAGGACAAGCACAAAGCAUUGUUUGAGGAGAUUGUCAAAAAAUUUAAAGUAGAGUACCAUGCCGGAGGAUCGACGCAGAAUUCUAUAAAGGUCGCCCAGUGGAUGAUCCAGGAGCCCCACAAUGUGUGUACGUUCUUCGGCUGUAUUGGGGAGGAUACGUUUGGAGAGAUUCUGAAGCAGAAGGCCAAGGAGGCCCACGUGGACGCCCACUACUAUGAGCAGACAGAGGAACCUACUGGGACCUGCGCUGCAGCCAUCACCGGCAACAACAGGUCUCUGGUAGCUAACCUAGCAGCAGCUAACUGUUAUAAGAAGGACAAACAUCUGGACUUGGAGGAGAACUGGAAACUGGUGGAGAAAGCCAAAGUCUACUAUAUCGCUGGUUUCUUCCUGACAGUGUCUCUGGAGUCCAUACAGAAGGUGGCCAAACACGCGUCUGAGAACAACAAGCUCUUCACUCUGAACCUCUCCGCUCCCUUCAUCUCCCAGUUCUUCAAAGACGCCCUCAUGAAGGUCAUGCCCUAUGUGGACGUGCUGUUCGGAAAUGAGACGGAGGCGGCCAUGUUUUCCAAAGAGCAAGGCUUUGAGACUGAGGACAUCAAGGAGAUUGCUAAGAAAGCCCAGGCUCUUCCCAAAGUCAACAAGAAGAGAGCGAGAAUCGUUGUCUUUACUCAGGGGAAGGACGCAACCAUCAUGACCAAAGGAGGUGACAAGAUAGAGAUGUUCCCAGUGCUGAAGAUUGACCAGAAGGACAUUGUAGACACAAAUGGAGCCGGAGAUGCCUUUGUAGGAGGAUUCCUGUCAGAGUUGGUCCAGGAGAAGGGGUUUGAACAGUGUGUGAAAGCAGGACACUACGCCGCCAACGUCGUCAUCAGACAAGCAGGAUGCACCUUCCCUGACAAACCAGACUUCAACUGAUGACCUGUAACCUUAAAGGGAAGUUUGCAGAAUUAGGUUGCUGUUAGACAUUCUGAUUUGUAAGACAUCUCACUUUACAUUUAUAUUUUUAUAUUUUUAUCCGAAUUUGACCGAAGUCAUGUCGGAAAAGCGGUAGGAAAGUGACGUCAAGAGAGAAACACACAAGUGAAUACACAGCAGGCGAGAAGCCACUGUCCACAUAAGACGGUAAAGACCCACAUCAUACCUAGUCCUCCUAUUGUUUUUGAUAAAUAUUUUGGCACUCUGAAUAAAGCCAACUUAUCAUCUGACCAUA